Molecule: messenger RNA, 4262 nt
Organism: Brachypodium distachyon (stiff brome)
Lineage: Eukaryota; Viridiplantae; Streptophyta; Magnoliopsida; Poales; Poaceae
Product: stromal processing peptidase, chloroplastic
Exons: 25
Coding region: 36-3800 (1254 amino acids)
Molecular function (GO): metal ion binding
Source: RefSeq, a predicted model, not a curated record
CUCCUAUCCUUCCCCCCCUCGGCCAUCCCUCCACCAUGGCCUCCUUCCCCUCCCCCUCCGUCGCGGCGGCAGUGGCCGCGCCCCCGCGCCUCGCCCCAGGCCUCUCCCUGUCCGCCGCCGCGGUGCACCAGUCCCUCGCCUUCCGCCCACGCUCCACCCUCGCGCGUCGGUCUUCCAUCGCCCUGCGCCCGUCCGCUAUCGCCGCGCCGGCCAACCCUCUCCGCUGCACGCACCGCCGCGCCGUCACGCCCAGGUUGAGGAAGCGGACGCAAGGGCUCGGUGCGGCGUCAGCGUCGGCAGCUGGUAUUGUCGGCGAGGAGAGGGACGGGUGCCUCUCGUGCUUCCCGAAGAGCCGGAGAAGGGGGAGGCCGGGGCUCGCGAGGUUCGCUCCGUGCGCGCUCCCGCAUACCUCGGGGUUGUCGCUGCACAGCCGGUGGGGCGGGGCUAAGGCCAGGCAUAGUCAUAUAUUACAUGCUGCUGGACCUGACGAACCACAUGUUGCAAGUCCAACAUGGUCUGAGGCAGCUCUUGAUAAACCUUAUCUUGAUCAUGCGAUUAGAAAUGAGGAGCUUGAAGAUGUCCUGGACACACCUCUUCCUUCCCACCCAAAACUAAUUCGUGGUCAACUGAAGAAUGGCCUCCGAUAUCUCAUUUUACCAAACAAAGUUCCAGCAGAUAGGUUUGAGGCUCACAUGGAAGUUCAUGUUGGGUCAAUUGACGAGGAAGAGGAUGAACAGGGAAUUGCACAUAUGAUCGAGCAUGUUGCAUUUCUUGGGAGUAAAAAGCGUGAGAAACUUUUGGGGACAGGUGCAAGGUCUAAUGCAUAUACAGACUUCCACCAUACAGUGUUCCAUAUCCAUUCUCCAACUAAAACAAAGGAAUAUGGUGAAGCCUUACUCCCUUCUGUUCUCGAUGCAUUGAAUGAGAUAGCUUUUCAUCCAAAGUUCUCUUCAUCUCGCGUUGAGAAGGAGAGAAGAGCAAUUCUUUCAGAGCUCCAGAUGAUGAACACAAUCGAGUACCGUGUUGAUUGCCAGUUGUUACAACAUUUACACUCAGAAAACAAAUUGAGCAAUAGAUUUCCUAUUGGACUUGAGGAGCAAAUACUUAAGUGGGAUCCUGAUAAGAUCCGAAGAUUCCAUGAGCGUUGGUAUUACCCUGCUAAUGCCACUUUGUACCUGGUUGGAGAAAUUGAUGAUAUUCCCAGAGCAGUGCGGGAAAUAGAGGCUGUGUUUGAACAUACACUUCCAGGAAACGAAGCAACCCCUAUGUCGAAUGCAAGUCCAUUUGGUGCCAUGGCAAGCCUUUUUGCACCAAAGCUACCAGGUGGCUUGGCUGCAAGCCUAACUGGUGAUAGGUCACCUGCCACAGAUAAACUAAAACCUGUAAAAAGGGAAAGACAGGCAGUUAGACCUCCUGUCGAGCAUAAAUGGUCUCUUCCUGACGUAGAUCAGGAUGCCAAGCCUCCAGCAAUUUUUCAACACGAGUUGAUUCAGAGUUUCUCUAUCAAUAUGUUCUGUAAGAUACCUGUUAACCAAGUUCAGACAUACAAAGACCUUCGUAGUGUCCUGAUGAAACGGAUAUUUUUAUCUGCCCUGCAUUUUCGAAUCAAUACAAGAUACAAGAGCUCAAAUCCUCCCUUUACAUCUGUUGAGCUGGAUCACAGUGACUCAGGAAGGGAAGGAUGCACAGUCACAACUCUAACAGUGACAGCUGAACCUCAAAAUUGGAGGAGUGCCAUCAAAGUCGCUGUUCAUGAGGUUCGGAGACUCAAAGAGUUUGGUGUUACAAUGGGAGAAAUGACCCGUUAUAUGGAUGCACUAAUAAAAGAUAGCGAGCAGCUGGCUAUGAUGAUUGACAGUGUUCCCUCAGUUGACAACUUAGACUUUAUUAUGGAGAGUGAUGCACUUGGCCAUACUGUCAUGGAUCAGUUGCAGGGACAUGAAAGUUUGCUUGCGGUUGCCGAAACUGUCACACUUGAAGAGGUUAACAUUGUUGGUGCAGAAGUACUUGAAUUUAUUUCGGACUUUGGAAAACCCAAUGCACCACUUCCUGCUGCUAUUGUGGCCUGUGUACCAAAAAAGGUCCAUAUUGAUGGAGUAGGUGAAAGUGAUUUUGAGAUACAUCCAGAAGAAAUAAUUGAGUCCAUGAAGGCAGGGCUUGAGGAACCCAUUUACCCGGAGCCUGAGCUUGAGGUGCCAAAGGAGUUGAUUACUCAAUCACAACUUGAAGACUUGAAAGUGCAACACCAACCAUCAUUUGUUCCUUUUGGAAAUGAGCAGGACAUGGUGAAAGUAUUUGACAGCGAAACUGGUAUAACACAACGCCGUCUUUCUAAUGGAAUUUCCAUCAACUACAAGAUCACACAAAACGAGGCAAGGGUUGGUGUCAUGCGGUUGAUAGUAGGUGGUGGGAGAGCCACAGAAGAUUCUGAAUCUAAGGGAUCUGUGAUUGUUGGUGUGCGUACUUUGAGUGAAGGUGGCUGUGUUGGUAACUUUUCAAGGGAACAGGUUGAACUUUUCUGUGUGAAUAAUCUCAUAAACUGCUCUCUCGAAUCCAAUGAGGAGUUCAUCUUCAUGGAAUUUAGGUUUGCUUUAAGGGACAAUGGCAUGCGUGCUGCUUUCCAGCUCCUCCAUAUGGUCCUUGAGCAUAAUGUGUGGCUAGAAGAUGCAUUUGAUAGAGCAGCUCAGUUAUAUUUGUCUUACUACCGCUCCAUUCCCAAAAGUUUGGAACGUGCUACGGCUCACAAGCUUAUGGUAGCCAUGUUGAACCAUGAUGAAAGGUUUGUGGAGCCAUCACCACAUUCAUUGCAGAAGUUAACUCUUCAGUCAGUUAAAGAAGCUGUGAUGAGCCAGUUCGUGGGUAGCAACAUGGAGGUCAGCAUUGUCGGCGAUUUCACUGAAGAAGAGGUAGAAUCUUGUGUUCUUGAUUAUCUUGGGACUGUAGCUCAAAAUUCUUCAAGCAAAGAGGAACAUAUUGAGAAGAUCUCCUUCCUGCCAUUUCCGUCAGAUCUGCAUUUCCAGCAAGUAUACAUAAAGGAUACAGAUGAGAGAGCUUGUGCAUAUAUUGCAGGCCCAGCACCUAAUCGAUGGGGGUUUGCUACUGAAGGAAAGGACCUCUUUAAUGUCAUUCAGAGUUCGAGCACAGCAGAAGUCUCUGAACCAGCAAACUCAGAUCUAACGGGGAAGACUCAUAUUAAUGUUCGCAACCAUCCUCUUUUCUUUGGCAUUUCUUUGAGUUUGCUGGCUGAAAUUAUUAAUUCGAGGCUAUUUACAACAGUUCGAGAUUCCAUGGGAUUGACCUAUGAUGUUUCUUUUGAAUUAAAUCUUUUUGACAAAUUGGAUCUUGGUUGGUAUGUGAUCGCUGUAACUUCAACUCCAAGCAAGGUCCAUAAAGCUGUUGAUGCAUGCAAAGGUGUUCUCAGAGGUCUACAUAGUAACAAAAUUGUUGAAAGGGAGCUGGACCGGGCAAAGAGGACCCUGCUGAUGAAACAUGAGGCUGAGACAAAGACAAAUGCCUAUUGGCUUGGUUUGCUAGCCCAUCUGCAGUCUUCAUCCGUGCCAAGAAAGGAUAUAUCCUGUAUCAAGGAAUUGACUACAUUGUAUGAAAGUGCCACGAUUGAGGACCUGUAUCUUGCAUAUGAGCACUUGAAAGUUGAUGAUUCUUCUUUAUUUGCUUGCAUUGGGAUUGCUGGUGCCGAAUCUGGUGAAGACAUGAAUGAUGAUGAGCCUGAUGUGGGGCUUCCUGGUAUGGUUCCCAUGGGAGGCCGGGGUCUAUCAACCAUGACCAGACCAACCACAUGAUUUCUACACCUUAUCACGCCCCAACUUUCUCAAGGUAUCAACCUAGCUCCUGAAGAGAGGAGUUGUGUGACCCCAUGGACACUACAUGAUGACAGCUGUUUGCUAGAACGUAUGUCUAGGACUCUCGACCAAUUGAUACAUUGGAUCCGCUGAUUGUUAUUCUGUGUACAUUGCAACACAAUGCUCGGUGGUUGCAUUUCCUUGGAGACGUACUUAUGUCGGCAGGUCUUGGAAACCCUUCCUUGGAAGGUCAUGGUUCACAUGUAUAGUAAAUAACGGUUGAUUCUUACACAUUCUGAGUUGUUGUAACUAGGAUUCUUCAGGUCAUUGGAGAAAAUAGAAUGUCAGUAGUAUCACUGAUAAGUUACUGUGCAACGGCGGAAUAGCAUAGGGCUUGUUCUCAUAUUGUAAACCUUGAGUUAUUUAUAAUGAAAUAGAUGAACAAUUUUGUUGAGAAUUGUC